This is a messenger RNA of Phaethon lepturus (White-tailed tropicbird), 977 nucleotides long. It is a transcript of the gene ANKMY1, whose product is annotated as ankyrin repeat and MYND domain containing 1. The transcript has 7 exons. Gene Ontology annotation, molecular function: protein binding. The record is from RefSeq and is a predicted model, not a curated record. NCBI's taxonomy places the organism in Eukaryota, Metazoa, Chordata, Aves, Phaethontiformes, Phaethontidae. The annotation marks the transcript as partial.
ACGACAGAAGAGAUGGGAAACAAUCCAACUGCUGCUUCAUCGAGGUGCAGAUCUCAAUGCAUCCUGGGUCCCACCACACCUUCUGUUCUUUGCUGUUAAAGCUGCAGAUGCAGAAGCAGUGAAACUCCUCUUAGAAAGGGGAGCCAGGACUGAUGUGCGGCUUCCAUCCAAGUUAGGGGGGUUAACUCCUCUCCACAUAGCUGCCUCAAUUCCUGGGGCGGAAGGGGUCCAGAUAACACAAUACCUCCUGCAUACCGCCCCAGACCUUAAUGCAAGGGCAGAAGAUGGAAAUGAGAUAUACGGUCCAGACAAGGUAUGUUGCUUUUUGAGCUCUUUGCAACUGAAAGAUGAAGCAGGACCACCACAGGAGUACUUUUCCUCCUAUAGUGGUCCUGUCCCUGAAGAAGGUGGAAGGAGUGCAUUGCACAUUGCAUGUGAAAGAGAGGAUAACAGUGAGCAUGCCAGAGAUGUUAUCCGCCUCCUUUUAAUGCAUCAGGCAAAUCCAAACACAUUGUGGAGUGGCCAUUCACCACUUUCCUUAGUAAUUGCCAGUGGGAAUGACUUGGCAGUAGUUGAACUCCUCAAACAUGGGGCUGACCCAAAUCUGCCAUUAAGUGGAGCAGUAAGAAGUGCCCUCUGUGCAGCUGUCAGUACGGCAUAUGAACAGCAGAGAAUGACAACACAGUGGAUUGCUUUGGUUGAUAAGCUGCUUGAAGCUGGCGCAGAUAUCCUUGCACCAGUUCCUCUGAGGGAAGGACAGAGAAAAGCUGUGGGAACAGCUGUUGACUAUGCCUAUUAUAAAUAUUAUCAGGAUAGGAGAAUUGCUCACACACCAUACCACAUACUGUCAGCAUCUGAAUGGAAAGUUUUUCCAACACGCCGAUCACUCCUGGAACAUGUUACAAUGAAGCUCCGUGAACAUGUCAUCCUGAAAGAGAAAGAGUGGGAUCAGGGAAAGCUGAGAAGAUCCAAGAAAU